GACCAAAGAAAAGUCCAAAUCUUUCAAACCUGCAAGUAUAGGGCAGGUGCAAAGAGUUGCUCUUUGGUGGAGCCGCCCCUGGAGUAGCCUGCUGUUACAGCAGCCGUCACAGAUAAGGCCAGCAUUCUCACGUGUGACCUUGUGGUUUUGGGAUGAUGUUGUGUCGCAUGGCUUUAAGGAAAAUAGUGAAGGUAGUGAAGAUUGUGGAAAUGGUGAAGGAAGUCGACAGUGUUUGAAAAUAUCGUGAAGAUAGUCGACAGUAUUGAUUAAUCUGCCUGUGUUUAUAUUUCUUCCCGAACGGUUUGGUGUAUUACUAUCAUUCAUGCUAAUCUUUUGGUUAUUAUCGUUAAGAUAUUUUGUUGUUGAUUGUGCUUUGUUGCCAUUGGUUAUGGCAAAAUCAUAUAACAAUGCUCUACAUGUCCAUUACUCAACGAUCUAGUGUCGCCUACUACAUUUUAGCAGUGUGUACAUGUGUACACUUUUUGUGCAUAUUUUUAGUGCGUAUUUGUAUAAAAUUUUCGUUUAUGGUAAAGGUGUGCAUUUUAAAAAAGAUUGUGUUUGUUUAUAUGAGUCUGUGUGUAAGUUUAUGCAUGUUCUUUGGUGUGUAGUUAGUUUCUUUAUUAUCCUUAUGUUUUACAUGUGUAGCAUUUGACUGAAUGGAAGUGUUGAACUAAUUCUGUCUCUGAGUUUAGGCACAACUUAAUCUAUUUCAAUGGCAGCCAUCAUUGUAUUUUAACAAUUCUAUUUUUCCUUGUUGUUAUUUCAGAUAUGCUUCCAGACAUGCAGCAUCGACGCACGUUUAUUUUCGAUUAUCGCCUCCUGCUAGGCUUGUGCAUAGUCUCCCCUUACGUCCUCUCGGAAACAUUUGGUCAGUCCGAACUUGUGUAUGAGUGGACAUCACUCGAACUGGACUGGCCUUCGGACACUGAGAGGAACCAGGCUUUGAGAAGUGGGACCUAUGUGCCAGACAGAAAUGUCAUAGCUGGCAUUAAGGUUAGAGAUUAUGAUGUAUCUUUGUGCCGGAGUGACCUGCAAAUGUGUCUUCUAUUUCCAACCAUACAACCACCGUUUUCUGUACAUUCACACAAUUCCCCGGAAUGUCCCCGAUAUUGACGAGUAUUUUUGCUCGAUUUCCCUGAACAUUCACACCGUUUCCCAGCACAUUCCUACCAUUGCCCUGUACUCCCACCCCACCCCCCAAAUUGGCCCUGAAAAUCCAUCAUUUCCCAGCACAUUCCUACCAUUGUCCUGCUUAUAAACCACCAAUGUCCUUUUUCACAUUACGACCAUUCCUUAGAACAUCCCUACCAAUGCCCAGUCCAUUCCCACCAUUUUCAGCACAUCCCCACCAAUGCCAUGUCCAUUCCCACCAUUUUUCAGCACAUCCACACCAAUGCCCUGUCCAUUCCCACCAUUUUCAGCAGAUCCCCACCAAUGCCCUGUCCAUUCCCACCAUUUUUCAGCAGAUCCCCACCAAUGCCCUGUCCAUUCCCACCAUUUUUCAGCAGAUCCCCACCAAUGCCCAGUCCAUUCCCACCAUUUAUCAGCAGAUCCCCACCAAUGCCCUGUCCAUUCCCACCAUUUUUCAGCAGAUCCCCACCAAUGCCCUGUCCAUUCACCCAUUUUUCAGCAGAUCCCCACCAAUGCCCUGUCCAUUCCCACCAUUUUUCAGCAGAUCCCCACCAAUGCCCAGUCCAUUCCCACCAUUUNCAGCAGAUCCCCACCAAUGCCCUGUCCAUUCGCACCAUUUUUCAGCAGAACCCCACCAAUGCCCUGUCCAUUCGCACCAUUUUUCAGCAGAUCCCCACCAAUGCCCUGUCCAUUCCCACCAUUUUCAGCAGAUCCCCACCAAUGCCCAGUCCAUUCCCACCAUUUUUCAGCAGAUCCCCACCAAUGCCCUGUCCAUUCCCACCAUUUUUCAGCAGAUCCCCACCAAUGCCCUGUCCAUUCCCACCAUUUUUCAGCAGAUCCCCACCAAUGCCCUGUCCAUUCCCACCAUUUUUCAGCACAUCCCCACCAAUGCCCAGUCCAUUCCCACUAUUUCCUAGCACACCCCCACCAAUGCCCAGUCCAUUCCCACUAUUUCCUAGCACACUCCCACCAAUGCCCAGUCCAUUGCCACCAUUUCCUAGCACACCCCCACCAAUGCCCAGCACAUUGCCACCAUUGCCCUGCACAUUCUAACCCUAACCAUUAGUAACACAAAAGGCUUAUCUAUGUCACGUGACACAGGAACAUCAAACUCAUCCCUAUUUCAACAGACGGGAUUCCCCCAAUCCAAAUCCACAUAUUUUGUUGUCGCUUUACGUUCUUUUUAAUUUUGGUUGUUAAUUUUGUUUGUGUAAAGAAUCCCAAUACUUAUACUUAGUGAAGUUUUACUUUGCGCGAAUAUUGACCACAGCGUUAUAAAUGGACAUUGGCUUAUUAUUGUAGAAAAUAUGAAGAUUUCGCUAUGAAUAUUCGACUUUAAGAUUAAAAAUUUUUUUUAAGUAGUAAGUUGUGUUUUUUUUUAAAAUUAUUUCUUUAAAAGCAUCAUAGUUUAACAUUACCAUUAAUUUCCACGCAUUUGAGAUGUUUAAAAACAUGGUCUUUGGUGAAUUUGAUGGGAAUUUCACUACAAUUUAGUGACUUAUUGAAAGAUAUCAAGAAAAACGGCAGAUACAUAUUUUAGAAUGUGAUUUCGCCAUAGGAAAGACGGAUUACCUCUACAUACAUAAGAGCCAGAUCAACACACUGAUCGUGGGCCCUUAAUAUAUAGAAGAGGAAGAAGACGCGAAUGUCAGCCCUGCUAUAUUAUAUCAUGAUAUUAACUGUAUAACAACCAUCCGACAACAGUCAUUGGACGGCCUGACGUUCUGUGUUUGGUGUGCAAGUCUUCAACAGAAUGAUUCAUUUCAUUUCUCUCUUGAUGUUUUCAAGCUACCUCCAAGGGAGGCUACUGCCGGCAAAGAAAAUUACACUUGAAUAAGUUGAACUUAUUUCCCGUUUUAAAUUUUUAUAUUACUUUUAGUGGGUAAAUUCCUAUAUUACUUUUAGUGAAAAAAUUCCAAAUUACUUUUAUUGGGAAUAUUCCUAUAUUACUUUUAUUGGGUAUAUUCCUAUAUUACUUUUAGUGGGUAAAAUCCUAUAUUACUUUUAGUGGCAAAAUUCCUAUAUUACUUUUAGUGGCAAAAUUCCUAUAUUACUUUUAGAGGCAAAAUUCCUAUAUUACUUUUAGUGGCAAAAUUCCUAUAUUACUUUUAGUGGCAAAAUUUCUAUAUUACGUUUAGUGGCAAAAUUCCUAUAUUACUUUUAGUGGCAAAAUUCCUAUAUUACUUUUAGUGGCAAAAUUCCUAUAUUACUUUUAGUGGCAAAAUUCCUAUAUUACUUUUAGUGGGUAAAUUCCGACAUUAAUUUUAGUGGGUAAAUUCAUAUAUAACUUUUAGUGGGUAAAUUCCUAUUUUACUUUUAAUGGGUAAAUAGCUGUGGAGCUUUAGUUUUGGGAGAGAAUAGAAAGAAAUCUAAGAACAUUUGCGGUCGCUUUAAAAAAAAAAAAUUCAGCGAAUUUGUUCCUUAAAUUAUUUACUAAUUUUUAAAUAAUUAUCAUGUGUCGAGAAAUACACAAGUUAAAAAUCAUCAGCAUUCGUUUCUAUUAGCACGCGUUUAGGUAAGAAGUAACCUAGGUAAGAAGUAACCUAGGUAAGAAGUAACCUAGGUAAGAAGUAACCUAGGCAAGAAGUAACCUAGGUAAGAAGUAACCUAGGUAAGAAGUAACCUAGGUAAGAAGUAAGCUAUGUAAGAAGUAACCUAGGUAAGAAGUAACCUAGGUAAGAAGUAACCAAAGUUUUUACUUUGUUAAUGUUGUUUUCUUUUUUUUAAACGUAAUUAAGUAAACUAUUUAUAAAACUGUCCACAGGUCUACAAGAAUGACGUCUAUUUGACCGUCCCACGAUGGAGCUGGACAUCCGGGGUUCCAAUUACACUAGCCAAUGUCGUUAUGGUUCAAGGUCAACCAAAACUUCACCCUUUCCCCGACUGGGCCACCCAAAAACAAGGCGACUGCCGAGCUCUCCAGUAUGUUCAGAGUAUGGAAAUUGACCCCAACACUGGACUCCUCUACGCCAUCGACACGGGACGGGUUGGGAUCGGGUUUGGGUUGAACCCCCUUAAUCUGUGUCCACCGAAACUCGUCGUGUUUGACCUGAACACCAGACAGGAAGUGGACAGGUACGAGUUUCCGGAAAACGUCGUCAGCAACGACAACAACUUUCUCAACGACAUCGUCCUUCACUACGUCGACGGGCGAGUCAGGUACGCGUACAUCAGUGACGUCAGUGAAGGACGUCUCCACGUUUACGAUUUCGAGACCCGCUCCUCCCAUAAUUUUGAGGACCCUUCGAUGCUGGCCGAAGGCGGUAACGGAAGUGUCAUACACAUCAACGGUAAAGAUUACACUUUUCAAGUCGCUGUGGACGGAAUCGCCAUCUCCCCAGACUUCAAAUAUCUAUACUUCUGCCCCCUCAGCGGCUACAAUCUUUACCAAAUCCCAACAUCAGCGCUGACCUCUUCUACAGCAACAGACACCACAAAGCCGAGGAUGGUGGGCAAGAAGGUUGCACAAAGUGGCGGGAUCGCGUUUGGUACCAAGCGCCUUUACUUCGGAGCCAUGGGGAUGAACGCGGUGUACUACUGGGACGUCGAGGCGGAUCAGCUGACGCAAAGGGUUGCUACUUCUGGUGUAAAGAUGGCGACUCAGACGGAAGUCGUUCGAAAUGACGCAACCAUGCAGUGGCCGGACACCUUGGCGUUCGACAACCAGGGUUGGUUGUGGUUCGUGUCCAACCGUCUCCAGCUGUUCGUCACCGGUUCUAUGGACUUCACCGGAAGUGAUGGCGCCAACAUGAGAGUCUGGAAAGUGUUCGUCAAUGAGACGGGUUACUUGUGUGACGCGGACGUACGUACAAGGACGACAAUCGUUGGGUAGAUUCGAUCGAUUAAAAACAUUACUCUUUAUUAUCACAUAAAUGUUGCUCUUUUUUUAGUAUCAUAUAUUACUACUAGGGUUAGGGUUAGGGUUAAGGUUAGAUAUAUUAAUGUUUAAUAAUAAUAGUGUCCCUUAGUUAAUUCUUCAUAUAUUGGUUUCUUCGUAUGAAAUUAAAAAAACAAAUUUCAGCUUAGUUUUAAAAUAUUUUUUAUUUCAUAUACAGCUAUUUUGCGUGUAAAAAAAACAGUUUAGUCAACUACAUCAGCAUGUUACAUGAACUAUUUCUUGUUACGCUAUCAUCUGUAUCUACGGUUUCUUUGCCUUACAUUCCAAGGUUAGUUUCCAUUCUUCAUAGUUGCAACGCUCUUCGGCGUUCAUUUUUUACAUAAUAAUUAAAGUCUUGUAACAAUUGAGUUAAAAAUUAAAAUUUGACACAUUCUUGGAUGAAUUCUGUUUUUAUUUUAAUUUAUGGCAUCAUUUAAUUUGAUUUUGUAAUUUUUCGUACCAUAGAUUCAAGUUUUUUUUUUUUUUUUAAAUAUCCAAAUAUUCAUAUUAUUUUUAUUUUUACAUUUUCUUUUUAAAUUAAUGAAGAUCACAUACGAUGCUAGGUGGCCGAGCGGUCUAAACUGUGGUGGUUCGGAGUUCAAUCCCCACCAAAGCCAUCCCAAGCACCCCGGGUGGAUGGGACUCGCUAGCCUUGGACGGCAACCCAUCUAAGAGGGCCCCUCAAAUAUAAGAAGAAGAAGAUAAGAUAUGAGAUUCCUAAAUUAUUCUCUUAGCAAAAUAAGAAAAAAUGUGUCAUAUUUGUAAACGUGACAAUUCUCCUAGGAUAUCUUCUUCGCGGAGGGCCAAGGCGAUGAAGUGCAACACUCGCUUUAGCGACGACAUUUUGACAAGUUGCAGUUUUGAUCUCACUUCAACAGAUGAGUCUUAUUUUAUAAUUGAAUGAACGAACACAUUAAAUAUAAGUCAAUGACAGCGUAAUAGAAUUGUUUGUUUUUUUAAAACAUCUACACCAGGGGUCUCAAACUCGCGGCCCGCGGGUCUUUUGCGCCCGAUAGAUGAUAUUUUGCGGCCCGCUACUUGACAGCAAAGUUUAGUGUAAAUGCGGCCGGCGCGUUUCCCCCAUUCUCAAAUCUAGAACGUUACACUCCGUGACGGUUUCAGUCGAAUCUCACCGACUGGCCUAAUUUUGAUAUUUAUUAUGUUUGUAUAGGUUUCGUUGAGUAUAAUGGUACAAACCGUUAUAAAAUAGAACUCAAAGUUUUUAUUUUAUAGCAUUUUAUGAGACAGACAUGGCCAAAGUGCGGUCUUGAGAAAACAAUGUGUAAUGAAUAUACAUAUAUGAAAAGUUUCAAAAGUCAGUUAGUGUCUAAUGCCCAACCAUAAUUGUGUAAAUGGUAGCAAUCUGUCACAGCAUCAAAGAAUCCUCAUUCAAAUUGCCGCUAAUGUGUACGAGUGGCGAAUGAGGGAAAUUCCGUUCCUGUCAACUUGGUCACUUUCAAAGUAGGUUUGGUCAAAAGGACCUCAUCUACGAUACAAUAAUAACAAUUCCUUCUCCUUCGCAUUAAUAAUUCAUAGAUGUUGCCUGCUCCUGCCUUCUGUUUGAACAAGUUUUAGAUAUUGCCUGCUCCUGCCUUUUGUUUGAACACGUUUUAGAUGUUGCCUGCUCCUGCCUUCUGUUUGAACACGUUUUAGAUGUUGCCUGCUCCUGCCUUCUGUUUGAA
Lymnaea stagnalis (great pond snail) is the source of this 6690-nucleotide messenger RNA. NCBI's taxonomy places the organism in Eukaryota, Metazoa, Mollusca, Gastropoda, Lymnaeidae. The record is from the annotation of a GenBank genome assembly.